CUUACGUGAAUCCAUUAAGUACAUUAUUCUUGACCGAAUUUCAAAUAUCGUGUGCUAAUGUUCCUUCCAUUUUUGAACGAGAGAAUAAAUUGAAUAUUCGUGUUUAAAUCAGUUUAACAUCUUCUGCAAAAAUCAUCGCGUGCAAAUUUAUUUCUACAAGGUAUAAAUUUCUAAACAGAACUUUCGUUUCUUUCAUUCCGGAACAAAAAAGUUUUUUCAAACUUUCUUUGGUACUAACAAUUUUUUGGUUUAUUCAAAUUUUUGUAACUUAUUUGUAAAUAAAAUGGUCAAAUUUGCGUAUCUUUUGACACUAGUUUUCGGUCUUACUAAUGGUGAAUUAUCAGAUAUUGUCGAAACAACAAACGGACCAGUUCGAGGAGAAAUUUUAACAACUAUUACGGAUUCUGUCAGAUAUUCAUCAUUCAAAGGAAUUCCAUAUGCAGAGGCACCACUUGGAUAUAACAGAUUUAGACCUCCAAUUGAAAAGAAAUCAUGGUCGGAACUUUUAUUAACAACCGAAGAAGGAAGCAAUUGCGUUCAAGUUGAUUUUGUUUAUAGGAAUUUAACAGGCAGAGAGGAUUGUCUAUAUCUGAAUGUUUACUCACCACACAUAAAUUUAACAAAAGUAAAUAUGGAACUUAAACCAGUGAUGGUAUGGAUUUAUGGUGGAUCAUUUCGUGCAGGCUACGGGAAUAGUUCUCUCUAUGGACCAGAUUUCAUAGUUCAGGAAGGCAUCGUCCUGGUUACCUUCAAUUAUCGUCUAGGUCCAUUCGGAUUUAUGUCCUUAGGUCAUCGAAAUGCGACAGGAAAUGCGGGUCUAAAGGACCAGAAUCUUGUUCUCAAAUGGGUUAAGAAAAAUAUCAUUAAAUUCGGAGGAAAUCCGGAAAAUGUAACAAUUUUCGGACAAAGCGCCGGUGGAGUUUCUGUCGAUUUUCAUUCUCUAUCAGAAAUGUCUCGAGACUUAUUCCAUCGAUCAAUAUCAAUGAGUGCAUCAGUUUUCUGUCCAUGGGCUUUUCACUUACCGAAGGCAGCAUUAAGACAAGCUUUUAAGCUCGGAAAAUCCCUUGGCAUUGAAACGUCAAACAAAGAGGAAUUAUUGAAAUUUUUAUACAAAACAUCAGCAAGUGAUAUUAUGGAGAAAACCGAGCAUCUCAGUACAAUCUAUCCUCCAUUUAAACCAACUUUAGAGGAUCCUAAUAUUGCUCCCAAGGAGGAAUUAUUCAUGACAGAGUGCUAUUUGAAAAAAUAUGAAACAGGAAAUUUUUACCAGGUGCCUCACUUAACAGGUUUCACGUCCCAAGAGUCAGUCUACUUUGCCAGUGGUGUUGACAAAAUUAAUCAAUUAGCAAAUCAAGCAAUUGUUGAACUUCUCUCCCUCGAGUACUUAAGACGACUGCCAACAAAAGUUAAAUCAUACUUGAACAGGAAAUCAAAGAAAAUUAAUAAUUUCAGUUCUCUCAUUAUCAGCACUCUUGUAAACGAGACGUCAGAUUUAAUGUUUGUGGCUGGAAUUGACACUAAGCAAAGACUACUGACAAAGAGCCAAUUAGUGCCAGUUUAUUAUUAUCGCUUAAUUUUUGACACUGAAGAAUCUUUACAUAAAGUCUUAUAUCACGUCAACUUGAAUGGAACUGCACACGGGGAUGAUUUCGCCUACCUGUUCUACAUUUCCCUGGCCAAUCCACCUCUAGAUCCUAAUGAUCGUGUAUCGAUCACGAGAAAGCGAAUUGUUCGCAUGUGGACCAAUUUCGCCAAAUUUGGGAAUCCAACACCAUUAGGUGAAGAUGAUAAAUUAUUAAACGUCAAAUGGCUUGAUUCUGGCAGAUCGGGUCAACAUUUAGAAAUUGGCGAGGAAUUAAAAAUGAUGAAAAAUCGUCCAAUAUCACGUGGUGCUGAGAUUUAUCAAUUAAGUCAAAAUAUCGUAGCCCCCCAACAAAGUGGCUGUAAACUAAAUACUCCGAAAUUUUUAACCUCGUUUUUCUGAUAUAAAAACAAAAAAUUUCAAAAAAAAAAAAAAUUUUUAUUACCGAAAAAAAAUUAUAACUAUACAUAAGAGAUACGUUUUGAUAAAUAAAGUAUUUUUUUCUAAAUUA
Leptopilina heterotoma is the source of this 2093-nucleotide messenger RNA. Its product is annotated as venom carboxylesterase-6-like. The transcript is spliced from 11 exons. The record is from RefSeq and is a predicted model, not a curated record. The coding region runs from base 284 to 1984 and encodes 566 amino acids. Lineage: Eukaryota; Metazoa; Arthropoda; Insecta; Hymenoptera; Figitidae.